Molecule: messenger RNA, 2624 nt
Organism: Cryptomeria japonica (Japanese cedar)
Lineage: Eukaryota; Viridiplantae; Streptophyta; Pinopsida; Cupressales; Cupressaceae
Product: SKP1-like protein 21
Exons: 12
Coding region: 469-1662 (397 amino acids)
Biological process (GO): SCF-dependent proteasomal ubiquitin-dependent protein catabolic process
Cellular component (GO): cytoplasm; nucleus
Molecular function (GO): cullin family protein binding
Source: RefSeq, a predicted model, not a curated record
UCGUACUAAACGAAGGCAAAAAUUGCAGGUAUGCAAUUUCACCAUUACAAUAAAAUAACACACGUUAUUAGUAUUAAUUCGUCUGACAUAUAUAGUUAGUAAGAAAGGAGGAGAUAUGCCCUUGCAUGAGCGGGAGGAAAUUCGCCAUCGCAUUGAGGAGCAUUCCAAUGAUUGUAAGAGAAUUUGGAGGAAGAAGGUAGUGCUGAGAGAAACAAGGCUUUGAAACCCUAGACAGUCGUUUUCAAAUAUCCCGGUUUUUUACUCUCUACGCUGCACAUUCUACAUUCCUUCCAACGCCCUAAUUGGGAUUUGUACAUAGUAUCAGGCACAAUAUCUUCCAGCCAAGUUUUUUGCUGUUGCUGCAGUACAGGCGCGUAAUAUGAUAUCCUAUGGUAUGCAGCUUUGGAGUUCAAUCGUUUGUUGUAACUGCUGUUAAACUUGAUACAUGAUUUGCAAAAUCAACAUACGAUGUCGGACAGUGUUAUUGCUAUCAGCAAACACGAGGAAGAAAACCAUCUUAUGUUGAAUGCCACUAAAAGCAUGCUACCUGGAAGUUCUCUACAAGGUGCUAAGUCCUUUGUCUGGCUACAAACUGCUGAUGGUUCCAUUCAAGAGGUGGAGCAAGAAGUUGUAAUGUUAUGCCCAUUGAUAUGUCGAGAAAUUUUGCAAAAGGGAUUAGGUUCUUCAAAAAGUUUUGCAAUUAUUCUCCCAUCCCAGGUUAAUUCAAGCAUCCUGAGGCAGAUUCUAGAAUAUUGCCGCUUUCAUCAAGUAUUGGGUCGUUCAAACAAGGAACGGAAGCUAUUCGAUGAGAAGUUUAUUCGUCUAGAUACAAAGAGGUUAUGUGAGCUGACUUCUGCAGCUGACAGCCUACAGAUGAAACCUUUGGUUGAUUUAACAAGUCGGGCACUUGCCCGGAUGAUUGAAGGUAAAACACCAGAGGAGAUUCGAGAAACAUUUCAUUUGCCAGAUGAUCUCACAGAGGAGGAGAAGUUGGAGCCUUUAAAAAAUACUACUGAUGAUCCUCGCAUUAGACUCUUGAAUCGAUUGUAUGCAAGAAAAAGAAAAGAGUUGAAAGAAAAAGCAAAAUUGAAGAACAUUGAAGCAGAGGAAGAGCAUGCUGAUGAGCGAUCAGUUGAAGAUCUAUUAUUAUUCAUAAAUGGAAGUGAUGGAGAUUCAAAGGGAAGUAAAGGAGGAAAGGGUAAGAAGAAGAAGAAUAGGAAAAAGAAAGAGCAGGCAAAAGAUGGCAUCUCAGGCAGUGUUAAUGGGGUCCCCUUAAAGGUCGAUUCUGGAGCAAUUAGUCCUGACCAGAAUGGGGAGUUUCAGAACAUUAUUAUUGCAUCUAAUACAAAUAAUAUAUGUGGAAUUGAAGAAGUUAGUGAUGAGAGAUUUUCGGGUGACUUUGAUGAUGCUGACAAUGAUGAUGAACUGGACCCAAUAAUGAGGGAAAAACUUGACAGAUCUUACUAUUGCAGGGAGGUUGAGGACUUUGCAAGGAGGUUAAAUUCAGAUUGGCCUGAAAGAAUGCAAGAAAUUCUUGCUUCAGGUCAGGAUCAAAGAAAAAAUCUUCCAAGCUCUCUUAGCAGUGAUUCAUCUAUAAAGAGAUUUGCAAAUAAGGGAAUUGCUUUUGUGACUUGUCUGAGGUUGGGAAUUGUUGAAUGCUAGCAACUGCUGUCCAAUAUAAACAGCUAUUUACUUAUGUUCCAUGGGAGGUUUAGCGAUGAAAUUCGUGCCAAACAGAUCUCCACACAAAACUGCUUGACGAUGUGUUGAGCUUUUGCACGUGUAACAUUGUUGAAUUUUAUUCCAUGGUGUAUCUAUUGUCAAAGUAUAUUAUCAAACUCAAGAUAUAUAGCAUGCAUAUACAAUUUGUAAGCAGAGAAAAAAUGGGUCAAGGGUAUGAGUAUCAAUAUAUGUUCGGGCAAGAAUCAGCAGAAGAAUGCUCAAAUAGCCUGCACCAUUUUUUAAUGGCAUCCAUCUAAUUUUUAAUCUUUUCUUGCUAAUCUUAGGGAGCAUCUCUUGUUUGGCGGUGUAUCAAAAUUCUUUAGAUUCAAGUCAGUUUGCAUUGCAUUUUUCCGGCCAUUGUUUUCAAUUGAAUGUAACUGCACAAAGCAAAAUAGCUUUGUACAAAGUUCUCCAGGCCAAGAUACUACUUGGUACGGCAUUAAUCAGAGUUUAUUGCAUUACGUGUUCAGAUGGACAUGCUUUGUAAGUUCUGCCGAGGAUAAACAAAUUUUAUGAUUUUUUUUGUAUGGCUACAUUCUAUAAGAUGGCACUGUUUGAUGAUUAGUUUUGAUCCUUAUAGAAUAACUUAAUAAGGCAGCAAAUCAAUUAAAUCAUAAUUCAGUUCAGUCACAUGGCUGUGCACAUCAGGUUUUGGAAUUUCGUUUCAAGUGAGGAAUGUGUACCUGUGGAUAAGAAUGAGGCUUCUCUUAGCCAGAACAACACGAUGCAUAUUUUUUGAUCUGAGUAAUGUUGUGGCUAGGUUAUGGGGAGAAAUCUCCGGUAAGCAUUUUUUUUGUAACUUACAAUGUGAACAUUCUGAGACGAUUCCUGAUUUUUGUUGGUUCAGUUUGUCAGAUAAUAUGAUUGUGGGCGAUCAGUUGUGCAAGUUUUUCAAAAUGAAA